GUGUUGUUCAAGUUCGAACGCGGCUAGCGCUCUUGUCCACGGCCUCCAUUGUUCACUCCGCCUCCGCGCUGCCACCUCGCCGACGUAUAUAAUGUGCCAGUAUCACCGGGAUUCAUCGCCCUCUGACUCCUCGAGCACUGCGUACUCUGAUCAGGCGUACAAGAGAAAGGUUUUCUCCAAGGAUCUCGAAUACGAGGUCGUACAAGAGCUAGACGGGCACGUCUUCUGCGAGGUUCCUGACUUCCUGGAGACUAUCUUUCCUGUCGACGAAGCCUUGAUCAACUCUGUGUACGGCAUCCUCUGCAGAACAAAGCACAGCGCCUACGAUACCAAAACCAAACGAUGGUCACAUUACUCUUUCUCUCCCCCUACCCUCGAGAAGACGCUCUACCCCCAGUUCGUCAAGUUAGCCGGAACGGUCAGCAACGCUGUAUCGCAGGCAAUGGAGGUGCCGGCCUGGGAGACGCGGGCGCCGACACAGACAAAUGGUCUUCGUUGGUACGACUGCCAUGAUGCUACUCCUCUGUCGCGAGACCCCUACAUAUCAGAGGUUCGACCGGAUAUCGUCGCGGCGCUCGGAGUGUCUGCAGCCAAGCAGCCACAAAUACCGUGGAGCCGUAUUCUAGUCCCCGUCGAAGUCAAGAAGAAAGAGACGGAUGGUCCCGCCCUCCUGCAGUUGUUGAAGUACGUCCGGCUUGUCUUUCGCGAGUCCGCGGACCGCUGCUUUGUUCUCGGCCUUGUCGUCGCGUGCGCCAACGUGUCCGUCUACCUGGCCGACCGGACUGGUGUCAUAGGGUCAACGGUGUUCAAUAUCCACGACGAGCCCAAGGUGUUCAUUCGCGUCAUCGCCGGGCUUGCGAGCUUCUCGCUUGACCGUCUAGGCUGGGACACCUCGAUGACAACAAUUCACCAGCAGCGGAUAUUUUCGCGCUCCGACUUGUCCAGCCUAACGCCAAAGUACUCGUACCAAGAGUCGUGGAAGCAACAACAAGAGACGACGUACUGGGUCAUCACGAUGCCGAAACCGAAGCCGAACGGCGGUUAUGGAGUUAUGGACGAGACUGCUACGGAAACGUUCGUGCUGUACAAGGGCGUCAGCAUGAGCAGAGGCGGUGUGAUCCGUGGGCGCGCGACGCGCGUGUGGAAGGCGUGGCUUUGGGACGAGUUGCAUCUGCCACAGGAACGGCGUAGGGUCUUCGUUGUGAAAGACUCAUGGCGCGACGACGAAAGACACUUGGAGGGCGAAUUCUACAAGAAGAUAGGCCCUGCCAGGGGGGUUGCCCGGAUGAGAUCCUACUCUGUCGUCAAGAUCAAUGGGCACGAUGACAUGACAUCGUCCCGAACCCGCAGUGAUCUCAACGUCCAGGGCAAACCUCGAUGUAUUGACGUUUCACAGCGUGACAUCGCACAUGCCAAGAUUUCUGCGUCCUCGCCUGACAGAGACCGUAUCAACACUACGAGAUACCUCUAUGCGUUGGACUAUCUGCCGUCCUUCGACUUACCUGAAACGUCGCCUCGAGGCCGAACUCAUUCAAGAAUAGUGAUCGAGACGUAUGGUUGGUCCAUCAAGUAUGCGGCAUCACUCGUGGAGCUUGUUCACGCAGUGAACGACGUCUUGCACGGUUACAAAACUGCGUAUGAAGAGGAGGUUAUCCAUCGCGACAUGAGCGUUGAGAACCUUCUGGUCACCGGGAAUACUGAAGGCGGCAGUGAAGGUUUUGUCAUUGACUUCGACUACGCCAAGUUCCUCAACGACCUCGCAAUACUUGAUGAUCCAAUGUCGGGCACACGACCAUUCAUGUCCGGAGAGUUACUCCUCGGUCAACCUUACUACAAGUCCGCUGGAACUGAUGUCCGCCACCGUUUCUACCAUGACCUUGAGAGCGUGCUGUGGAUUCUACUGUGGAUCUGUCUCUGCAAACGGGGCGCAGGUCUACGACGAGAAGCCUUGCAUCAGGGAACAGAUAAGGCUCUUACCCGGAGGUUCCGGCUGCUCUUCGAGGUCACGGAUAUCGCCGUCCUGGGGACCAACAAACAAACUGCCAUCAGGGACGAGGAGUCAUUCACCAGUGAUCUCGAACUCAUUGACGACUUCUACACGCCGUUGAAACCACUGCUCGAGCGUUUGUGGAGAAUCCUCCGCACGGGCUACAAGACAGGGCACUUCGACUUCGCGGAGACCUUUUCAGCCUUCAUGCAAGCAUUUGACGACGCUGAGAAGACGCUUACCGAGGAUCCUCCAGUUCUGACGGCUGAACAGGAGGAAAGUGUCAACUUAGAACGGGAACGACGUCGCCGCGACCAAUGCGACUGGCAGCACACGCCCCGCCCUGCUACCAAGUCCGGUCGUGCUCCCGCGCAGUCGGCGAUCCCGGAGACUCCAGACGAGGACGAUGCUCCGGAGGAUGACGAGCGUGAAGAUUCCCCGACGCCUGCGCCGCGUGGGCGGAACGCAGAGACGGACCGCAAGAAGCUCAUCCUGGUUCCCGACCCAGAGCCGCCUGCGCCAUCUGCGCCGCAAGCACCGGCGCCGGCUGGCGGUGUGCAAACGCGAUCGAUGAGCCGUGCUUCCGCGGCUCAGGGCUCGUCGAACGUGCAGACUCACCCGCCGUCUAAGGCAGGAGGCUCUUCGCAUACAGCGCCCAAGAAGCGUGGCAGGAGAGGCGGCCUUAGCAACCAGCGCACGGAGGAACGUAGCAGUGCGGGUGAAAGUGGCGGACAGACCAGGGGUACGAAGCGGACUCGGGGACGAGGCGACGGUGGCCGUGGAGGGGCAGGAGCAGGUCGAUCGCAGCCGGACAGAAAGGGGAAAAAUAAAGCGGGAUAACCGAGACAGAGGUAGUCGACUUUGCUACGACCGUUGAACGAUGUUGGACGUUUAUAUGCACGCUGUACAUGAUCGUAUUUUCAUUAUGUCCUCCCAGUCAAUUCUCCUAAUCGAGCGGCACGCAGAGACGGAUUCUUACGCCAAUAACGAGGGAUGAGGCGUUGAG
Messenger RNA from Rhodofomes roseus, 2993 nucleotides. RefSeq lists its product as uncharacterized. The coding region runs from base 92 to 2827 and encodes 911 amino acids. Gene Ontology annotation, molecular function: protein kinase activity. Gene Ontology annotation, biological process: protein phosphorylation. The transcript has 6 exons. Lineage: Eukaryota; Fungi; Basidiomycota; Agaricomycetes; Polyporales; Fomitopsidaceae. The record is from RefSeq and is a predicted model, not a curated record.